UGAUUCCACCCACUUUUUUCUUUCUCUUUUAAAUUUCUAGCCAUUCCUUCCAGAAAAAUUCCAUCCUCCAGAUAUUGAAGUUAGAUGCUGUACAAGCCAAUGUACAGUCCAGCUUUGCUCAGUCUGCUCUCCCUUCCAUGGCUGAAGUUCUAUGAUUCUGCUCUGUUAGUUAGCACUGAUGGAAUCACCUGUAGCUACAGCUUAAGGAAGGAAGGAAGAAAGGAAAGAAGGAAGGGAAGGACGGAGGGGAGGAGGGAGGGAAAGGGAAAGAAAAGGAAAGGGGGAGGGAGGGAGGGAAAGGAAAGAGGGAGGGAAGGAGGGAGGGAGAGAGGAAGGAAGGAAGGCAGGGAGGAGGGAGGGAGAGAGGAAGGAAGGAAGGCAGGGAGGAGGGAGGGAGGGAAAGAGAAAGGAAAUGCAUAGGGCAUUGUAACUUCCCCACAAAAAUAGAGCUUUUGAGAAAAUAGCAGCCUACUUUGUUCAUUUAUUCUUUGAUUCAAUCAGUCACAGAAACAUUUAUCAGGUAUUUACUGAAAGCCAGACACUUUGCCAGGUUCACAAAUACAGAAAUGAUUAAAAACCAACUGCUGCCUUCAAGGCGUUCCUAGUCAAGUAGACAAAGAGUUACAGUAGUGUGUGGGCCAUAGCUAAGAUCAUCCUAUCGCUUAUUGCAGAGCAGCCCUCUAAGCUUAGAUGAAGAAUUGUAAGGCUUAACCACAGACGCCUCAUAUCAUAGCUGGCUGGAUCUGCGAAAGAAAGCCGAGGUGCAAUUAGGAAGAAAUGUGGAAAUCCCCAGACUGCCACUGGGGUUGUUGGUACCAGUCUGUAUCCUUGCCUAAUCUGUUUUCAUUGAUCCACAUUGGCCUCUGACUUUGCCCCUCAGCUCUUGCUACAUGUUUGUAUUUGAAAAGCCACGGGUAAGUGGAGGUUCAGUCUUUCUUUUUUUUUUUUUUUUGAGACGGAGUCUCUGUCUGUUGCCCAGGCUGGAGUGCAGUGGUGUAGCAUGAUCUCGGCUCACUGCAACCUCCGCCUCCUGGGUUCAAGGGAUUCUCCUGCCUGAGCCUCCCGAGUAACUGGGAUUAUAGGCACCCACCACCACAUCCAGCUAAUUUUUUGUAUUUUUAGUAGAGACAGGGUUUCACCAUGUUGCCAGGCUGGUCUUGAACUCCUUACCUCAGGCAAUCUGCCCGCCUUGGCCUCCCAAAGUGCUGGGAUUACAGAUGUGAGCCACUGCACCCGGGCCAGGUUCAGCCUUUCUUCCAGGCAUCCUUUCACUUAACCCCAGAGAGGCUUUUAUCACACCACGCAAUUGAAAAGCUACCUUAAGUUCUCUCCCUUCACUUCUUCAGCUUUCCCAUAUCUUGGUAUUUUGUUUGGGGAUCCCUAGUUGUGGAAAUACCUAGAGUAACCAGAAAACCUUUCAACUGAACAUGAUUUCAUCUUUAAAGGACUAACUUCAGGACUGAUAGCAUAACAGAAAGCAUAUGAGGAAGAGUUAGAAACUUGUUACAUCUGGUCACAUUGAAACUUCAGUUGUUUUGCAUUUUUUGUUGGAGUGGUGGUUAAUUUUUUUCAACUAGUCUCACGUCUUAAUGAUUGAGGUACCAAAAGGGAAUGAAGGAAAUGAGCAAACUUGCAGUCAAGUCAGAGAAUCAUAGAUGAGAUACGAAAGAGGCCUUACAGCACCAUUCAUCCAACCUUGUUUCACAGAUAAGGAAACAGAGAAGUCCACUGAUUUGUGUUAAGUCACACAACUGGUCAGCGGAAAUAUUCAUAAAUAACUCUGUGUAAGACAUACCCAACCAUUAUACCAUUAAAAAAGGGAACUUUCAGUGAUAUGCUUCUUAGGAACAUCUUUAUCGUAGGUAGAAAUCAUACAUGAAGUGGCCAGGCACAGUGGCUCAUGCCUGUAAUCCCAGCACUUUAGGAGGUGGGGCUGGCGGACCACUUGAGAUCAGGAGUUGAGACCAGCCUGGCCAACAUGGUGAAACCGUGUCUACUAAAAAUACAAAAAUUAGCCGGGCGUGGUGGCACGCACCUGUAAUCCCACCUACUUGGGAGGCUGAGUCACGAGAAUUGGUUGAACCCAAGAGGCGGAGGUUGCAGUGAGCCAAGAUCACGCCACUGCAUUCCUGCCUGGGCGACAGAGUGAAACUGUGUCUCAAAAAAAAAAAAGAAAACAACCAAAAAAAAAAAAAAAAAGGAAAAGAAAAAUAACACGUGAAGUAUUGUAUUGUGUUUCAGAACUUGAAUUCCCAUCCCACUUUGCCUCCACGUGAUCAGGGAAGACCUGCCCCCCGCCCCGCCCCAACUAGAAAGAGACUAAACAUAAGCACAGUCCAAGGAAAUCACACAACACCCAGGUGUUGGGGCACAGAGGUGGAGCGGUCAGGCCCUGCCCUCCAUGGGGCAGGAACAGCUUGUCUGUUGUGCCUUCGCUGCUUCCUCAGUCCAUACUGUCACCAGUCCAAUGUGGAGGAGGCUGGAAGGAACUACCCCAACCAUUUCUUCCAUGUGUAGUAUGAUUUCAUGGGAAGGAUUAUUCCUUUUUAGUGCAUUGUUUGGCUAUUGUAAGUGCUGGCUGAGUUCGAAAUGCAGCAUUGGCUGAAUCAGUCCAGCCUCUCAUUUCCCUGAAUAGGUUACCAAACUCCAAAUAUAAGCCAAUGAUCAGGGGACGAUAAGAGGGAAGUGACCAGAUUCUACUUUGGGAGUGUAAAUAGGGUAAAUAGGGAGUGUAAAUGUUGGAUAUCAGGUGCAGACUGAACUUUAACCUGCAUAGGAGUUCAGAACUAGACAAGAGAUUGGAAGAAGGGGGCUGUCCUUGGAAGCAGCUGGCCAGAGUAUACCCCUGGAGAUCUACUGGAAAACUUGGUGUACGUGGUUGGGAAUGAACCUUUAACAGUUUUGAUGGAUUCCCUGCUUCCAGUCCUGGGAGUGCUUUUUCUUCUCUACUGUUUUACUAAGCAGAGUGUGUCUCACAUAAGGUCACUUUGCCAAGAAAUCUUAUUAUGGAUUCUGGGGAAGCUGGAAAGGAAGAAGGCAAUUGCCAGCCUGAAAGGAUUUGCAGGGUUGGACAAAGCUGUGCCCUCUCUCCAUUCUCUGUGUCAGUUUAGAGUUGCCACUCAAGGUGGCAUUAUGAUUACCAUCAAAGAGGCCAUUAGUGAUGAAGAUGAAGAUGAAGCCCUGUACCAGAAGGUAUCCUCUGAGCAGGGCCGGGUGGAGCAUCUCGGGGACUUGCUGUCCCACUGCCAGGAAUGCGGUUUGGCAGGAGACUUCUUCAUCUUCUGUUUGAAAGAGUUGACUCAUGUGGCCUCGGAAAAUGAAACAGAGUUAAAAACUGAGCCCUUCUCCAGCAAGAGCCUCUUGGAAUUAGAGCAACAUCAGACUCUUCUUGUGGAAGGCCAAGAGCGGAAGCUGCUUGUCCUGCAGCUGAUGGCUGUUCUGUGCGAGAGAAUGUCUGAGCAGAUAUUCACAAACGUCACUCAGGUGGUGGACUUUGUAGCAGCAACAUUGCAGAGAGCCUGUGCAAGCCUGGCCCAUCAGGCAGAGAGCACCGUGGAAUCACAGACGCUGAGCAUGUCCAUGGGGCUGGUGGCUGUCAUGCUAGGAGGAGCUGUUCAGUUGAAGUCAAGUGAUUUUGCUGUUCUGAAGCAGUUGUUGCCUCUGUUGGAGAAGGUAUCCAACACAUACCCUGAUCCGGUCAUCCAAGAACUCGCUGUUGAUCUCCGCAUCACCAUCUCUACCCAUGGAGCCUUUGCCACUGAGGCCGUCAGCAUGGCUGCCCAAAGUACACUGAACAGAAAAGAUCUGGAAGGGAAAAUAGAAGAGCAGCAACAAACCAGUCAUGAAAGACCCACUGAUGUAGCUCAUAGCCACCUUGAACAACAGCAGAGCCAUGAGACAGCCCCCCAGACAGGCCUGCAGUCAAAUGCUCCAAUCAUUCCUCAAGGAGUCAAUGAGCCCAGCACUACUACAAGUCAGAAAUCUGGAAGCGUAACCACAGAACAGCUCCAAGAGGUUCUUUUGUCAGCUUAUGACCCUCAAAUUCCAACACGGGCUGCUGCCCUGCGUACUCUUUCCCACUGGAUAGAGCAGAGAGAAGCAAAAGCCCUUGAGAUGCAAGAGAAGCUUCUCAAGAUAUUCUUGGAAAACUUGGAACAUGAAGACACUUUUGUAUAUCUAUCUGCAAUUCAGGGGGUUGCCCUGCUGUCAGACGUCUAUCCUGAGAAAAUCUUGCCGGACUUGUUGGCUCAAUAUGACAGCAGCAAAGACAAGCACACACCAGAGACCAGAAUGAAAGUCGGGGAAGUCCUUAUGCGAAUCGUCAGGGCAUUAGGAGACAUGGUCUCAAAGUACCGAGAACCUUUGAUCCAUACCUUCCUGAGGGGAGUGAGAGAUCCUGAUGGUGCUCACAGGGCCAGCAGCUUGGCCAACCUUGGGGAGCUGUGCCAGAGGCUGGACUUUCUGCUGGGCUCCGUGGUCCAUGAGGUAACAGCUUGCCUGAUUGCUGUGGCCAAAACAGAUGGUGAAGUUCAAGUACGCAGAGCUGCCAUACAUGUGGUUGUGCUGCUGCUUCGGGGACUCAGCCAGAAAGCUACUGAGGUGCUGAGCGCCGUCCUCAAGGAUCUCUACCACCUGCUGAAGCACGUAGUGUGUCUGGAGCCCGAUGACGUGGCCAAGCUCCAUGCCCAGUUGGCCCUAGAAGAGCUGGAUGACAUCAUGAAAAACUUCCUGUUCCCUCCACAGAAGCUGGAGAAGAAGAUCAUGGUCCUGCCGUAGACCUGGCUCCAAGGACGUGGAGGAGGCAGGCAGGGCCAGGCACCCAGAGCCGUGCCCAGGUCUUCCAGCAGGUGGCCCUGCUGCCUCUUGAGUGCUGGCAGCAUGGCUGACCCUCGGGGUGGUUUUAUGGUGCAGGUCACUUGGGUCUUCAGGGUCCCUUCCGAGGGCAUGUGUUCAGCACUCCCGCGUUCAGCCUGAGGGGUGUACAGUUAAGAGAAGACAGUUACAGAUCUCAUUAAUCUACAUUUUUCACUGUCCUCUAGCAUUGAAAGAAGGAUGUCUACCUGGUGAAAGUAUAUUUUAACAUGACUGAUGGAAUUUCACUAAUUGCCCACUCUCUUGGAACUUGAGGAGAAGCGGUUGGCCACCCAUAUGUCACCUAGCUCUAUAUUCUUUCAGGCUGAGAUUCUUCUUCAGGAAAAUGAGGAGCAGAACUGGCCACCCUUGGCUGCUCAAGAGGCAUUUCAGAGUAGGAGAUGCAGUUGGAGGUGGGGAGGGGAAGGAAAUAGUUAUCAAAUAAUGCAAAAUGGAAUAAAGUUAUCUUGGAUGGAAAGAACAGGGCUAAAUCUGGUCCUCUGGUGUCGAGAUGGAAAACUGUGGAGUUGAAGAGGCUCUGAUGCCCAGAAAGGACAAUCAAGCUGGUUGACUCUUCCAGAGAAGAAGGGUAAGCCCUGUAUUUAUCCUCCCAGGCCAUUCUUCUUCACUCCUGCUGCUGUUUGCAGAGAGUUGCCCUGAUUAUCAGGAGAAAAGAACCACGAGCAUCCAGAGAGUUUACAUCCUGCCUUCUGUCCUCUGCUCCUUCAGAAAGAUGAAUGCCUAGACAAUGGGUUCACACUGAAUGCAGGCUGGAAAGAAUGCAUGCUGGUGGCCUAAUGCCAGGGCUGUUGAAACAAUUUCAGAUAUAGCACUGUGGUCUCCACUUUAUUUCUUUAUAUGUUUUGGCCGCUGCAUUUUGAUUGCAGCUAAAAGAGAUAACAGAAAGGAGAUACUGGCUGGCUGCUUCAUAUUAGCCCUCUCUGUUGUCAACACCUUGAUGAGGCCAACCCAGAGAUGCUUGAUCAGUCCUCAGCUUUGCAGGGCUAGGUACAGAAUUUUAUCACAGGAUUUUAUCACGCUCUCUGGGGUGACUAGAUCCACAGGAACCAAAACGCAGUUUCCAAAAGCUCGAGUGACUGAAGGAUCUAUACACAAACAUGGCUAUUUGCUAGUUAACAACAGGAUAUUUCUCUCUGGCCAGAUCACAGACAUGGUUCUGAGUCAGAUCUUCCUUGGUGGCAUCCCUUUAAAGAGGCCAUCUUAUGAACAGGAUCACAAGUGAGCUUAGUGAGCAGAGAGUUAGAACAAAUCUAGCUAGGUGUGUUUAAGGAAUAUUUCCAUUCAGCUAGUGUAGCUGGAUUAAUUUCUAUUCUCCAAAUCAAGGAUGUCUAGAAAAUGGGCAUUGUGGCUUUCAAAUCUAAGAAGAAUCUCCUUUGGGCCAGCUGGAUGUACAAUAAAAAUGCUUGUUUCUUGGCCUUCCUUUAA
Messenger RNA from Homo sapiens (human), 6297 nucleotides. RefSeq names its product transport and golgi organization 6 homolog (gene TANGO6). NCBI's taxonomy places the organism in Eukaryota, Metazoa, Chordata, Mammalia, Primates, Hominidae. Gene Ontology annotation, cellular component: membrane. The coding region runs from base 2905 to 4776 and encodes 623 amino acids. The transcript has 12 exons. The record is from RefSeq and is a predicted model, not a curated record.